GGCGGCGAAUGUGUAUUGUUGGAUCAAAAAUGACAGCGAGUCACGACCAUCUGCAGCACGCUUGGCCGCCUCCCUCCGGCGUCCCCGGUGCUGAGGCCGCCCGACCCUGACCGGUAACCGCUCCAGUUUUGUGCUCCCCCGCCAUAGCCCAUCCACCCAGCAUUCGUCGCAAUGCCAUCACUGCAUCACAUGAUCAACUCCGAGACGGUGGUCUGCUUCAGUAGUCGAAUUAUUGACGUGUCAUAACAUUGUUUGCCGAAACGGCUGUUUAGCCUGUUUAUUAAACAUGACAUUAGCUAGUGGUCUCUUGUUUAAUUAGCCGUUUAGCCUGGUAGGAUGUUUGCCAUUUUAGUGGUUAGGUGAAGUUUGCAUGUAGAAUGUUCACAGGUAACAGGGCCUCGUGCCAUUUUCCUGCUCCGAAGGAAACGAUGCUCUCUCUCUGUUCGAGGCGUGCACGACCGCCUGCGGUUGUGCUCGUGUGAAAAGUGCUGGCCGUCUCCUCGCUCCCCCUCGAUCUUGACCGCGAACUGCUGAUCGAACGGCUACUGAUCACACCAAAUGCCAGUUCAAGCUUCUCCCGCCUCUCCCCCUAGCGGAGACGGGAGGCCAAGAUGCUGCCGCCGCCGCCGUUCGCCUCCAUGGACGCCUUCUACCUCCACCUGCUCCGCUCCUGCGCAGCGCUGCCGCACGUGGCCGCCGUGCACGCCCACAUCGCUCGCGCCCACCCCGCCGCCUCCCUCUUCCUCCGCAACUCCCUCCUCUCAGCCUACUGCCGCCUCGGGGGGCCCCUUCCCGCCGCCCGCCUGCUCGACGAAAUGCCCCGCCGCAACUCUGUCUCCUUCAACCUCCUCAUCGACGCCUACUCCCGCGCCGGCCUCGCGGACCGCUCCCUGGGGACCUUCGAACGCGCGCGGGCCGCGGGGGUCAAGGCCGACCGGUUCACGUUCGCCGCGGCGCUCGCCGCGUGCUCGCGGGCGGGCGACGUGAGGACUGGAAAGGCCGUGCACGCGCUAGCCGUUCUGGAUGGUCUCGCCAAGGGGAUGCUUGUGUCCAACUCGCUCAUCAGCAUGUACGCCAGGUGCUGCGAGAUGGACGAGGCCCGACGUGUGUUUGAUGCCGCCGACGAGCAUGACGAUGUCUCGUGGAACUCGCUCCUCUCUGGGUACGUCCGGGCCGGUGCACACCAGGAGAUGCUGAAGGUGUUCACUCUGAUGUGCCGAUGCGGCAUGGGUUGGAAUUCGUUCGCGCUCGGGAGCAUCAUCAAGUGUUGUCCUUCUGGUGUUGAUAUUGCCGGGCACAUUGCAGAGGCAGUCCAUGGGUGCGUGGUGAAGACUGGGCUUGCGACUGACGUGUUUCUUGCAAGCGCAUUGAUCGACAUGUAUGCUAAGAAAGGCGCAUUGAGCAAUGCUGUUGCGCUUUUCAAGUCAGUGCAAGACCCAAAUGUGAUUGUUUUCAAUGCAAUGAUUGCAGGAUUCUGUCGGGAUGAAGCUGCAGUUGGCAAGGAAGUCACGAGAGAAGCUUUGAAUCUGUAUUCAGAGCUGCUGAGCCGAGGGAUGGAACCUACUGAGUUCACAUUCUCGAGUGUUGUACGGGCAUGUAACUUGGCUGGUGAAUUUGAAUUUGGGAAACAAUUACAUGGUCAAGUGCUCAAACACAGUCUCCAAGGCGAUGACUAUAUCGGCAGUGCACUCAUCGACUUGUACUCCAACUCUGGUUGCACGGAAGAUGGGUACAGGUGCUUCAGAUCUCUUUAUAAGCAAGACAUUGUCACCUGGACAUCAAUGAUUUCAGGGUUUGUUCAGAACGAGCUUUUCGAGAAGGCACUGAGAUUGUUCCAAGAAUUAUUAUGUUAUGGAUUGAAACCUGAUCUUUUCACCAUAUCGAGCGUGAUGAAUGCAUGUGCCAGUUUGGCUGUUGCAAGGACUGGUGAGCAGAUCCAGUGCCUUGCCACGAAAUCAGGUUUUAACCGGUUCACUGUCAUGGGGAAUUCCUGCAUACAUAUGUAUGCUAGGUCAGGGGAUGUUGAUGCUGCAACUCUGAGGUUUAAGGAAAUGGAAUCACGUGAUGUUGUCUCUUGGUCCGCAGUGAUAUCAAGCCAUGCUCAGCAUGGUUGUGCAAAGGAUGCUUUAUGCAUUUUCAAUGAAAUGAUGGAUGCAAAGGUUGUGCCUAAUGAGAUUACUUUUCUUGGUGUCCUUACUGCAUGUAGUCAUGGAGGACUGGUUGAUGAGGGACUCAGGUAUUAUGAAAUUAUGAAUAAGGAAUAUGGGCUGGCCCCAACCAUAAAGCAUUGUACUUGUGUUGUUGAUCUCCUUGGACGGGCUGGGAGGCUAGGUGAUGCUGAGGCUUUUAUAAGGGAUUCAGUCUUCCUCGAUGACCCUGUCAUUUGGCGGUCUCUGUUGGCCUCAUGUCGUAUCCAUGGAGACAUGGAGAGAGGUCAACUUGCUGCAGAUCGGAUAAUGGAGCUGGAACCCACCACCUCGGCAUCAUAUGUAAUUCUUUACAACAUGUACCUGGAUGCUGGGGAGCUUUCCCUAGCUUCAAAAACUAGAGAUCUGAUGAAAGAGCGAGGUGUAAAGAAAGAACCUGGUCUUAGCUGGAUUGAACUGAAGUCUGGAGUUCACUCUUUUGUUGCUGGUGACAAGUCCCAUCCAGAGAGCAAUGCAAUAUACGAAAAACUGUCAGAGAUGCUUUCCAAGAUAGAAAAGCUUGGAAGCACUGGUAAUGCUAGCACAGAGUCAACUGGCAUCUCUGGCAGGGAACAAAAUUUAGUGGGUUGCCACAGUGAGAAACUAGCUGUGGCAUUUGGAAUGAUUCAUUUACCACAAUCAGCUCCGGUUCGAGUAAUGAAGAACCUGAGAGUUUGCCGCGAAUGCCACUCAACUAUGAAACUAAUAUCCAGGAGUGAGAAUAGAGAAAUAAUUUUGAGAGAUGCAAUUCGAUUCCAUCACUUCAGAGGCGGAGCUUGUUCCUGUGGUGAUUACUGGUGAUGACUUAAUCUAGGUUUUGAGUCCAGGAAGGUAGAUAUGACACUUGCUGUACAUUACAUGGUGCCAUAGCAUGAAAGGAAAGACCUGUGUGCUGAUGAAAUAUUUCAAUUUUCACAUGAUAUCUUAAAGUAUAGCAGUUUAUGCAUUGGACACCUGUGAGUGCACGUACACGGAGCCUUUGUCCUGUUUUCUAUAUAGGUGUGAUGAAGUAGUUGAUAUGUGCUCCAAUCUUGAGUUCUUCCCUGAUGUAGUGUGCUUCGAGGGUGAUGAUCAGUGUUGGCUUACUGGAGCGUGCUAUGUAAAGGCGAAUGAUAUCUUUCAGUUU
Messenger RNA from Setaria italica (foxtail millet), 3312 nucleotides. RefSeq names its product pentatricopeptide repeat-containing protein At3g13880. Lineage: Eukaryota; Viridiplantae; Streptophyta; Magnoliopsida; Poales; Poaceae. The transcript has 2 exons. The record is from RefSeq and is a predicted model, not a curated record. Gene Ontology annotation, molecular function: RNA binding; protein binding; zinc ion binding. The coding region runs from base 612 to 2987 and encodes 791 amino acids. Gene Ontology annotation, biological process: RNA modification.